This is a messenger RNA of Zophobas morio, 1881 nucleotides long. RefSeq names its product Golgi apparatus protein 1-like. Gene Ontology annotation, cellular component: Golgi membrane. NCBI's taxonomy places the organism in Eukaryota, Metazoa, Arthropoda, Insecta, Coleoptera, Tenebrionidae. Gene Ontology annotation, molecular function: fibroblast growth factor binding. Bases 483 to 1607 code for a protein of 374 amino acids. The record is from RefSeq and is a predicted model, not a curated record. The transcript is spliced from 3 exons.
UGACUGUACAAUGAUUUUAAAUCAAAAAAACAUAACUUAAUCGUCGUAACUUUACUUUAAAACUUAUAAAAGAAUCUAUAAGAUUUAAAAUAAAAUCGUUUGUACUCAACAGAUUAGAUGAACCGAUACAAUCGCCACGUUGACAGUUCUGUUUACAGUGAUGCAUUGAAAGGCAAUGUGAAUUUAACGUCACCGUUUCCGAGUUUUCCUGUAGAAGUGACGGAACAAAUUGCCGUAUCUACAGUAAAUUUCUCAUAAUUAAAUGUUCAAAAAGUUCAGAUAUUUGUUUAAGGCCACUGUUAACAUUGGAACUCUUGUUCCCACAAAUAACAUCACCUCUGACGAGAUAUGAUUGAUUGUUUAGUCACAUCGAUCGCUUUUACUCAAGUACGAAACACACUCGCCUAUAUCUAAAUUUCGUCUAACACAAUCGCCGUCGAUAAAUAAAAAUAAAGUGCUUGAGUAUUCAAAUUUCCAAGAAAAUGCAGAUUACUCUGGGUCUCUUAUCUCUAAAACGAGAAAAUAUAGAUUUUGACCCCACGUUGAAACGUGUUUGUUUACCCGACAUCACCAAGUAUUGUCCACACGUGGAGCAAGGCAAUGCGCAAGUUCUCGAGUGUCUGCAAACCGUGCGCGACAAAUUGUCGCCACUCUGCGAACAAAAAGUCUUCAAGGUUAAGCGACAAGAAGUCUACGACAAUUCCAUCGAUUACGCGUUGAUUACGAUGUGCGCAGACGCAAUCGAGCAGUUCUGCGCACACCACGAUAGGGAAACGAUCCUGGAUUGUUUGAAGGUUAACAAAGACCAGAAAGGCUUCAGCAAAAAGUGUAGAUCGAUAGUUAUACACAGGAUGAUCGAACAAAACUCGAAUUACCAACUGAAUCCAUCGCUACAAGAAAAUUGUAAGAUGGAUAUAAACAAGUUUUGUUCGAACGUCAUCAAUACUAAUCAUGGGAAGGACUUGAACGAAGCGGUGUUCAAGUGUCUCAAGGGUUCGUUUAAAAAAGGGGUACUUUCGCACAAGUGCGAGAACGAAAUGGUGUCUAUGUUAAGAGAACAGGCUUUAGACGUCAGUUUAAACCCUCUGAUACGAGUCGUUUGUAAAAACGAGCUGGAGACGAUUUGUAAACUGAGCGACGAAGACUCAGGCAAGACCGAAGAGUGUUUGAAGAACGCUCUCCUCGAAAAUCGAAUAAUGACACCAGUGUGUAAAGUCGAAGUCGCGAAUAUGAUUGAAGAAUCUCAGGCGGAUAUUCACGUCGAUCCGUUGCUGCAGCAAGUGUGCGCUUUGGAUUUACUCAAGUUUUGUAAAGACGUGCCGCAAGGGAACGGCAGACAUAUAAAGUGUCUGAGAAUCUCCAUGGACAACCACCAGCUGUCGCCCGAGUGCGGCGAAAUGCUAACCAAAAGACUGAGGAUGUACGAGAACGCGGCUCUGGUGGCGCCCCCACCCGGCGACUUCCACGAGCUCUACCACCAAGUGGUGGCGUCGCCCGCCAAACACUACUUCUUUCUGAUGUUUUUGAUGAUGUUCGGGUCGAUUUUCGUGGUGGGGAUACUGUUCGGACGGGCCUUCAGGAGACAGAUGACUCUUAAAAAUAAAUGAUCGUCGAGGAGGGUUUAGGCUAAGUUAGGUUGUAACAAAUUGACUUGUGAUAAAAUAUUUUCAAAGAUGAAUACAGAUUUUAUUGUCUUUGCAAGGCCAAAAUGUAUUAUAUUGUUUAAAUUUAUAAAUUUGAGUGUCACGAGAAUUGUACAUAUUGUGGAGUCAUUUGCCAUUUUAGUUAGCUAGGAUAAGAGAGAUACACUAUGUCAUCUAGUGCUUUCUAAAUUGUUUAUACAUAAAAAGGUUUUAAUAAUAAAGUGUAAGAAAUUUUGGA